Molecule: messenger RNA, 723 nt
Organism: Penicillium bovifimosum
Lineage: Eukaryota; Fungi; Ascomycota; Eurotiomycetes; Eurotiales; Aspergillaceae
Product: fumarylacetoacetate hydrolase family protein
Exons: 3
Coding region: 1-723 (240 amino acids)
Cellular component (GO): mitochondrion
Molecular function (GO): acetylpyruvate hydrolase activity
Source: RefSeq, a predicted model, not a curated record
AUGGCUUCCGUCCGUGCCAAUUGUCGCAAGAUUAUGUGUAUCGGUCGUAACUAUGCCGAUCACAUUUCCGAGCUAAACAGUGCAACCCCCAAGCAGCCUUUCUUCUUCCUCAAGCCCACAUCAUCCAUCCUCCUUCCAAAGUCCGGACCCGUCCUACGUCCCAAAGGCGUCAGCCUGCACUAUGAAGUCGAAUUGGGUCUGGUGAUCGGCAAGACCCUGCGCGAUCUUGACCCGAACGAUGAAAAGACCGCAUUCGACGCGAUCCACACAAUGUCGCGCUGGGAAAUAGGCUACAUCCUCGCCAUCGAUAUGACCGCCCGCAACGUUCAAGACGAGGCAAAGAAGAAGGGUCUCCCUUGGUCCAUCGCUAAGGGAUUCGACACCUUCUGCCCCAUCUCAGAGGAAAUCGCCAAGUCGCGCAUCCCUAACCCCCACGAGGCAUUCCUGCGCCUUCGCGUUGGAGAGACGGAGCGCCAGGCUGACUCGACGAGUCUCAUGCUAUACCGCAUUCCCCAGCAACUGGCGCAUAUCUCGCGCGUGAUGACACUCGAGAAGGGUGAUAUUGUUCUUACUGGUACACCUAAGGGUGUUGGACAGGUUAAGGCUGGUGAUAUCAUGAGGGCUUCGAUUGAGGUUGAUGGGAAGGAGAUUGAGGAGGGUCGUAUUGAGGUUGAGGUGCAGGAUCGUGAGGGACCUUAUGCUUAUGAGUUUAAGGAGACUUAG